Argiope bruennichi is the source of this 3510-nucleotide messenger RNA. RefSeq lists its product as uncharacterized. Gene Ontology annotation, cellular component: nucleus. The record is from RefSeq and is a predicted model, not a curated record. Lineage: Eukaryota; Metazoa; Arthropoda; Arachnida; Araneae; Araneidae. The transcript is spliced from 17 exons. Bases 121 to 3324 code for a protein of 1067 amino acids. Gene Ontology annotation, biological process: regulation of DNA-templated DNA replication initiation; response to ionizing radiation; DNA replication. Gene Ontology annotation, molecular function: chromatin binding.
AGGAAAACAAAUUGCCAGUUGUUGAAUGCUGUGUGGGGGUUCGUUACCGCGAAAAUCAAAUUUUAAUCGUUUAAUUUUUUUUAUUUCAAAUGUACGGAAAAGUGAACAAAAAUCUUAGAAAUGUCUUCAAUGCAGAUUGUCUUCCUCUUUGAUCUGAAUGCUUAUAAUGAUGGUAUCGCGAAAUCCAUUGAAGAAUUACAAGAAAAAUUAAUUUGUUUGCGUUUAACUUGUCUAAGGAUUUUAACUCAUUAUUCUUCCACUGUUUCGAAUUUUAAAUGGGGAUUCAAGUUUUUUGAUAGUCGUGGUUCGCUCACACAAACUAUGUGCAAUUUUUCUUUCCCACAUGUCUCCCUUGAAAAUUUUGAAACUCUAGAAAAUGAAAUUUGUCUAAAGUUUCAUAGACACUUUUCAUAUUUAGAAGCCCUAACAUUAUCAGCUGAACGUAGUGAACCAUCACAAGGGGAUGAAAUUCUUAAAAAUAAAACAGAAUCAAAUCGAACUCCUCAUCAAUUGUUACAUCUUGCAUUAACACAGAUUUUAUGUGAAUAUCAUUGGAAUGAUAGUAUAGACAUGUUCUCACCUAGCACACGGAAAAAUAUUCAUAAAAAUAGAAGAAAUUUACUGUUUUUAAUUAGUAAAUGUGCCUCUAAUGCUGAUGAAUUUAAAAAUUAUUUUGGUACUGAAUAUCAUUCUAUUAAUUCUUCAAAGUUAAAUAAAUUAUUACUUUCUCAGUCCUUGCAACAACAGCUUCUUUAUAAAGAAGCCAUUCAAUUGAUAUGGCUAAACACAUGUGGAAAUGAAAGUUUUAUGAGUUUUGAAUCUGAUGUCUUAAAUACAAUAGCUGAUUCCCUGAGAUCCUUGCAUUGUGCUCUUAUUCCACUUAGUGUGCUAUCUUUUCCAAACUGUGUUAUGAAACUCAAUCAGAAGCUGAAAGAUUUAGAAACAUCAAUUUUAAGUGUUUCAUGCAAUCCUUUAGUUCCAUUCCCAUCAUCAGUUAAUCAAAGUAUUUCAUAUCCUUUUUAUAAAGAAGGAAAAGAAGCACCUAAUGAAAUAGAGUUGUGUUUCUUUGAAAAUACUUUUUGUGUCUCACUUAUUGUUACCAAAGUGCCUGUGGAAUGGAAUAAGAAAGAACCAAAAUCUUUGUCUAAAAAAGUGUUAAGUCAAACAAACUGUACAGAAUCUGCUGAAAAAGCAAAAGAAAGAAUAAGUACAUCAAAUUCAUGGACAAAAUUUAUGAUUUACUUUGCUGUUGCAAGACAUGUUCAACUAAAAUCCAGUAAUAUUUUAUUAUGUAUGCCUCAUGUUUCAGCUAAAUCAACUAACCAUCACAAAUUCCAAAUGCUUAUUAAAUCAUUGUUAAUGAGAAAUAUUAAUUUGUUUGUUAUUUGUGAAUCCUCUUGUGGCUCAAUAGCUCCUGGUAUAUUUACACCACUCUCAGAUUCAUCAGCUGUGAUAUCAGUUUUAGAACCUAACAUAUGUUUUACAAAUACGAGAUUAUUUAAUGCUUCUAACUCAUUUAGUGCUUCUAAUAUUUUUGAUAUGAAAGAAGGAAUGAACAAUCUUGAAGAAGAAAUUAAGAGUUUUGAAUUAAAUGCAAGUAAUAUCAGUAAAAAUUUUGAGAAAAUAAAUGAGAGAUCAAAUCAUCUGCUAAAACCUUUUACAAUGCCAAGCAUGGAAAGAUGGUUUGUGCCUACUUCUUCAUUCUGCAAUACUUUGUCUGCAAUUGAAGAUGAAUCAGUCAGUAAUCCUGAGGUUGCAGCCUUUCAUAAUUUGUUAAAACGAUCAAAUAGUCUUCGAAACAAACCGAAGAAAAAGGAUAUAAAAGAUAAACAAAAACAUGUACCAAAACCAGCAGAAUGUUCAGAACAAUCAAAUGAUAAAGACGGUUCUGAUGACUCAUUUAAAGAUUUCAGCUAUGACCAGUUGAUUGCUGUAUCAACUGAAACUUAUGCUAAAGCUCUGAAGUCACAUGGAUCUGUUUUACAUUGUGGUAGAAAAAUCAUCAAAAUGGCAUCUUCUUUUUUUCUAAAACAGUCUAUCAUAAACUAUGAGGAAAAUAUGAAGAAUUUUAUGACUGAAUUUUUUUUACUUAAUUGCCGGAAGUUAAUUGAGAAAUAUGGUACCGAUCAAGAUGAAGAAACUGUUGCAAAAGCAAUAAAUGAAUGUAAAUUGCAAACUAUUUUAGCUCUGGAAAUGGAAAUACUUUUUCCUUCUGUUGAAGAAUCAAGCUGUGCAAAUUCAAUUUCAUCCAUACUUGGGAUUAUGUCCUUUUUCAGUGGUGCUACUGUUCUUGUCAAAUAUUUGCAAAAUGAUUUGUUGGAAAGUUAUGGAAAUAAGUUAUAUAAUUUGCUUGUUGAAAUUGGGGAUGAACUGUGCAUUCCUUUGAAACCUGAUGAUGAUUCUCUUGGAGAUCCCUUUGAUUCUGCUUCUCCUGUAUCAUUAACUGAAAUUGCAAGUUCAGUUUCCUCAGCAACAUUGUCCUUAAUAUCUUCACAAAGUACUUCGAAUAAAAGUGAUGGCAGGAAAUUGAUAAGGAAACGCAGUGAUAUUUCUGUGACAAGUAAAAGGCGUCAGAUUUUACUUCCUGGAAAGUCACCUAGGAAAAAGAAAAGUAAAAAUACAAAUGCAACUGAAAAUAUUCCAAUUCGUUAUUCUCCUCGUCUUGCUUCAAAGAAGAAAAGAGAUAGGUUUAGGGCUGCUGAAUCCCACUCCAAAAGUGUUCGAAGAAAUCUUUUUGCCCAAGAUAAGAAAAUACAAACUCCUCGUUCUAGUACGGUUCUUACAAGAUCCCCUUUCAAAAAGAAGAAGGUCUGCACUCCAAAAAGGCAUCAUGUUUUAAAAACCGAUUUUGUUCCGGACACUCCUACUCCCAAGCAAAAUUUAUCUCGUUUACAAAGAAGAAAAUCCCAGUUGGGUUUACACAGUGAUAAUGAUGAAGUUUUGGGAUCUACUCCAUCAAAAAGUACAAAAGAGCAACAUGCUCUGAAGACUGAUUUUGUCCCCAAUACUCCUUCAAGUAAGCAAAACUUAUCAGCAUUACAGAGGAGAAAAUCUCAUAUAUGUGUAACUAGUGAAAUCAGAGAAAUUGCUGAAUCACCUAUUGUUUCAAAAAGUGCCAAUGUUUCAGGUACCAAGAAUUAUCCAAGUUGCAGCUCAGCUCAGUACACACCGGAGAGCAAAAGAAGACUUUCUCUUAAGUUAUUUUCUAAAACACUGGUGAGUCCCACUGCAAGGAUGGGACUAAAGAAAUGUAGUAAAAGACUUUUUGAUCAAGUGGAAUCACAAUCACAACCAGGGCCAAGUAAAAGAACGAAAUUUUGGUGAAUAAAAUAGUAAUCAAGAAGAUUCAUUAUAUAUACAUUUAUAUAUUUGCCUGAAAAGUGAAUAGUUUUUUUAACGGUGUAAAAUUCUUUUAUUUUGUUAAAGAACCCUAGAUUCAUUGUUGGAUUUUUUAAAAAAAUGUUCAGUAAUUUCUCAAUGUAUAAAUCUUUAUUACAUCACGAUUUUAAA